AGUAGUGCUCUUCUCUAUCCAGGAAUAGAAAAACCCUUUGAAUUUGGUACAGUAGUAUUUUUUAUUUUUUGCCUGUUUUAAUCGGAUGGCUACCGAUUAAAGCAAAACGAGAUUAGAUAGUGACCCGCGGAAGUUAAACUGUAAACAGUUCCUGUCAGAUCAGGACAGCAGCUCAAACUCAGUCUGUUAUCAUAUGACUCAUUGCCGUGCCCUCGUUAACAAUAGGAACGUGGCCGUCAAAAGUAAUGUGGUUAUUCUGUAGUAAGUAACUGUAAGUACAAUGCUGCAAGUGUAAUCAGUUUUUUUUUGUUUCGAGACGACAAACGAUUGAACGCUUCUAAACCAGAGUUUCGGAUUUUAGAAAAUGUUUCGACAACUGUUUAAUGCGAUAAUCCGUGGAACGAAAUCUCAGUGAAUGUUGUCACUUCAACUUGUGAUAUCAUAGUUAAUCCCGUGCCUAAAUUCUUCGCGAUUCCUGGAUGACUCGAUUGGACGGUGUGUUGAAUUUCAGCUUCAACCGUGAUGUUGUUUUUAUCCUCGAAUAAUUUUCUUCGAAAUCAAAAUGGCCAAGAAACCCGUGCCACCUCCAAAACCGAACCUGUUUUCCCCGCGAAAAUCAUCAUCGUCGAAUCUCGACGACUUGACUAAAAAAGCGCACUCCAUUGAAAUUUCCAGCCCCUUCGCGACAUUCAACGAACAAGAGCCGCAGUUUUUCUUUCCUAUCUCGCGGCCACUCCAUCAUGUGAAAACGCACCAAUCCGUCGCGGCGAAAGGAGUUAUCGAGCCGCUGAAAGAGAUUUCUUCGGAGCGGCGAACUAGUCUUCCCGAACCCACAAAAAAACACCACUCCAAGCCUGUUGUCACAGCCAAAGAGGAAAAGGCUCCAUUACGCAACAUCUCAUCCAGCACGGAAACAUGUCAGCGUGUGGAAAGUGGAACAGUAGCGGAAGCUAAACGCAGAUUGCUGGGUUGCGCAAGUGCCAACACUAACGCGACAACGGCGCUGAUAACGAGUAACGACGCUGCGCAGUGUGCGCAUGACCAGCCCCGCUCAGGAAUGCCAGUCAGAAUCAGAAGCCGUACGGCGUGCAGCAAUCAGCGCUUAUCAGAUGUUUUGAGUGCGUGUAGCAGUACGAUUCAGGUCGAACUCGACAAGGAAGGCGAUACUGCUGGCGAUGAUAAGGAGAGCGAUCUGAAUGCGUCGCCAGCUGAAGCUGAGUUGUCAUCGCGGCUGUCAAAGCGAGCAACUGGUUUUGUGGGGAAAAUGGUGGCUGAACUCGAAACGGGAGCUCGUGAGGAAUUUGCCAGCAGUGCAUCGCAUUCCGCGUCGGUUUCUUCGGAUGCUAAAGGCGAAAUGUCAAGAAAUUCUCUGGUAAGCGAAGAUGAGUCAUUUUCCGACAGUGAAAAAUCGGAUACCAUGCAGAAGGUGGAAAAUGCCUGUGCAAGUGCCUCAUCUGCGAAAGAUCUGAAUACUGCUACGGAAAUGGUCUCAACGGAACGGGAUUAUUUGCAGAGUCUUAAGUUGAUACUUCGAGAAUUUCCGGCUGCAGUUCAGGGCUCAAUUCCCGCUGAUGAAAUCUCAAUGUUGCUGAAGGACCUUCCUCAGUUGGAAGAAUUUAGCGAAGAGCUUCUCAAAGAUUUACAGGAACAUUUGGAUAAUUAUGAACAGUCGAGAUGCAUUGCUUCUGUAUUCACCAAAAAGGGCUCGUUUCUUUUAGUUUAUGUCACUUACAUUAGAGAUUAUCAAAAGAUGAUUGAUACAUUUCAUGCUCUGAAGAGACGGUAUCCCAGUUUUGCGGAAAAAGUGUCCAAAUUUGAGCAAUCCCCUUCAUGCAAAAUGCUGCCAUUGGAUACAUUUUUCCUCAAGCCGGUGCAACGGCUACCGCGAUAUCCAUUGCUGUUGGGGACAUAUCUGAGUGCACUGGACGAGGCACAUCCUGAUCGAGAAAACGCUAAACGUGCAUUGGAUCUCGUGUCUGAUAUUACUGGCAAAGCCAACAUCAGCCUGGCGGAAAUUGAAAAAGCUUCGCGCUUAUUGUGGUAUCAGGCAAGAAGUGCGGGCUACAUAUUUCUCAAGCCCAAUCGAAAUUUCAUCAAAGACGGGACACUGAAAAAAUUAUCGAGGAAGUAUAUCGAAGAGCGAACUGUUUUACUUUGCUCGGAUGCUGUUAUCUGCGGAGAAUUUGACUCAUUCAGCAAAUUCACCGUCAAUGCGGAAUAUCCUAUAAACGAAAUUAAGGUAGACAUUCUGGACGAGAAUUACUUUGAUCGAGAUCUGGAAUUUGGCAUCUACUCCAAAGUUGUUUCGACGAAAUCCUCAGCAUUUCAAGCCGCAUCCAUCGAAGAGCGGAAUGCGUGGAUGAAUGCGUUACGGCGUGCCAUAGAAGAGAGGCAGAAACUGGGAAUUCGUAGCUCACACAGCAGUCAGGAAUUAAAAAUGGCAUAUGCUCCGAUUUGGAUUCCGGAUUAUCGUGUGCGUGCGUGCCAGCUGUGUAAAAAACCUUUUGGACUGUUCCGGCGCUAUCAUCACUGCCGUAGUUGCGGCUACGCCGUGUGUAGUGGAUGUUCGCCGCAUGAACUGGAAAUCGAUUACAAGGAUCGCCGACCCAAACGUGUUUGUUCGAAAUGCUUCCAGACAGCUAGUACUAAAGAUGAUGAGCGCGUACUAUUGACCGACGAGCCGUCAUAGUGCACAGCUGUACGGCACGACUAAGAUUUUUUCAGCCCAGUGAAUUUGCUGUGAUACAAGUUAUUUUUCAGUUUGAAAAAUACCUUUUGAAAAUUUCGAAACGUAUGGUUUUCCGUGUGACGUAUAUAAAUGCUCAAGUCAUAUCCUUUCGACGAGGUCCGAAUGUUUAUGUUCAGAAUUAAUAUACAUGUACUAAUGUAAUGUGCAUACAAAGUACCCUCAUACGAUUGUUAAUUGUACCUCUAGUCAAGUUGAAACAUUCACUGCGGCCGAUUUGCCAUCAGGUGAAGUAGCCGAGGUUGUUCA
Paramacrobiotus metropolitanus is the source of this 2995-nucleotide messenger RNA. RefSeq names its product FYVE, RhoGEF and PH domain-containing protein 6-like. The record is from RefSeq and is a predicted model, not a curated record. Gene Ontology annotation, cellular component: cytoplasm. Gene Ontology annotation, molecular function: guanyl-nucleotide exchange factor activity; metal ion binding. Bases 563 to 2689 code for a protein of 708 amino acids. The transcript has 10 exons. NCBI's taxonomy places the organism in Eukaryota, Metazoa, Tardigrada, Eutardigrada, Parachela, Macrobiotidae.